CCAACUAAACUGCGCGGCCAGAGGUUCAAUACAAAAAUUUAGACGGCGAUUUGUACGACGAUCGAACCGCAACGCACCACGUCAAGACCACCGUGACACUCGGCAGUCGAUUUCGUAGGUUCCAACACUCGACCCAGAAUCGUCGAUACUGUCGUCAGCGUUUUUGCACACAUACUGCACAAUGGCAGCUGCCGCUCCUCCUCGCGGCCUUGCGCCCAACGCGUCACUACCCGCCAAGGUCGCGACGAUCUCUCCGAACCAGACACUCUACGUAACGAACCUUCCGUCCAACAAGAUCCAGAAGCAAGACCUGCGAACCGAACUCUACCUGCUCUUCUCAACUUACGGCCCCGUUCUCGACAUUGUUGCCUUGAAGACCAUGAAGAUGCGAGGGCAAGCGCACAUCACCUUCCGCGAUGUACAAACAGCAACCCAAGCCAUGCGCUCGCUUGAAGGCUUCGAGUUUCUCGGCCGCCCUCUGACUAUCCAGUACGCCAAGUCAAAGUCCGACUUCGUUGCCAAGCUGGACGGCACGUACAAGAUGCCGAAUUCGACGGCUGGCGCUUCUAGCACCGAGGUGACGGACCUCCAGAAGAGCAUCUUCAACGCCCCAGCACCCGGUACGGCGUCAGGAAGCGCCGCGCCAGGAAGCGCUGCGGCGAAGCCCUCGGCCUCGGGCGACCAGCCCAUGGGCGAUGCGCAGGCAUCGGACGCGAGGGGCCAGAAGCGGACGAGAGACGAGGAAGAAGACGAGGACAGUGACGUUGCCAUGGAAGAGGACAGCGACGACGAUUGAUCCACUCCUGGAGGGUCUUGCGAAGCAGUUUAACAAGGGCGAGAUGACGGGAGGACAAAGGCGGCGUGAUUCAGCCGGUCGAAUCCAUCAUGGCCAUCUCUUUAGGCACCCAGAGCCCCACGCAUCCGCCGACCAGGCCGAGCCAUAGCAUCAUAUACUGCUCUUUGGAGCAGUUGAAGCCCGACAUGGCGUCUCCGAGAAGGCAUGGAUGGAUAAAGAAUGAGGGUAGUCCCGUGAGGGGGUGGUGCUGCAAGCUCAUGUCUGAAGGGCACUCACGUCGCCGGAGAUCCCUCCAAUGCCGCCGGUCCUCCGCAGGGCAUCCUUGAACUGAUCGGGCACCAGUCGCCGGAAGACAGUGUCGAGGUUGAAGGCGGGCUCGUCGGCUGGCAGCCCGUGCAACGUAAACCAUAAGCACGGCAUCCGAUACGUAGGAUGCAGGUGCACUUCAUAGACAACGUGUCCCGAGUCUGGCACGCGGGGUUUCGCGAGAGCAGCCUAGACGUGCUACAAGGUCAGGGAGCCGGCCACAGUGAGACAAUGUCGAGGGUAUUACCUCGUCAGACUCCUCGGCAUCAAUCAUAGCCUCAUCGUCCAGUCCAAGUGCGUCUCUUUCCGAACUGCCAUUCAUGAAAGAAAACUUGUCCAGAAUUGAGGAGAGAUCCCCGCAGUCUAGCGUCGUCUCCAGCGGCCGGAUGAUCUGCAAAUAUGUCGUGUAUUCAACUCCAGAGGCAAACGUUGUGUCGAGGGCCGUGCACACCCUCAGCUUCCAGCGUUGCCGCAAGGGACCCAGUGUUGCGCGGCAAUAUUGGCUGUCGAAGUGAUGGCACACCUCGGAAAACUCGUCCGGGGUCAAGAAAGGGAAGUCUCUGAACACCAUGGUCUGGGAAGUCGUUGUAGGCACCGAUCACUCUUGGAAGCGAUUUCGUCUCGUUGACGACAUAAAACGACAUGAAAUAUCUCAGUGAUACCCGCGAUGAGUAACUCCGGGAUGAAUGGGAUAUGGAUAAGUUGGUCUCGCUUUGCUCCGAGCGAAUUCUCCUAAGCGAAGUUUGACGAGUGUUUUUGCGAUGAGUGCUUUCUGACGACGGUCUCCAAGGAGCCGUUCCGUUCCGGGACCUGCACCGAGUCGAUCUCGGAGAUGUUAAUGCGGCAAACCUUAGUUUUUAGUUCUCCGGGACACGGUCCCCGUUUGGAGACGAUGAGGUGCUGGCCGACUUUUUGUGUCCUUC
This is a messenger RNA of Colletotrichum destructivum, 2025 nucleotides long. Its product is annotated as Putative RNA-binding region-containing protein RBM41/RNPC3. Gene Ontology annotation, molecular function: U12 snRNA binding; pre-mRNA intronic binding. The transcript is spliced from 4 exons. Lineage: Eukaryota; Fungi; Ascomycota; Sordariomycetes; Glomerellales; Glomerellaceae. Gene Ontology annotation, biological process: mRNA splicing, via spliceosome. Bases 182 to 796 code for a protein of 204 amino acids. The record is from RefSeq and is a predicted model, not a curated record. Gene Ontology annotation, cellular component: U12-type spliceosomal complex.